AUGGCUGACCCAGGACCACGCUUGGUAGCUGCCGCAUACCCAUCCCCUCCGAAUCAGCAUCGCCAUCGUCACUACUCCCCGUCGCAGUCGCACUCAUCCCAGGACUCUCCCAGCAGCCGUCGCAAGCCCUCCAACGCCUCGCUAUCUGACCAGCCUUACUAUAAUAUGGCGACGACUUCCCUGUCCCCGCCGAACAUCAAGAACGAGUUCGGCGGGGUCGGCACCGGCAUUGCAUACGGCGGGCCGGCACAUUCCAACCCUCAACCACCCAGUGAAAAGAACGGCACCCUCGGCUUCGGCUUCCUCAAGUCUCUCACUUCUUCAGAAAAGAAAUUGACCAGGGACGGACAACCAGCGAAACGUCGUGGCCCAAAACCCGACAGCAAACCCGCCCUGACGAGGAGGCAAGAGUUGAACAGGCAGGCACAGAGAACCCAUCGAGAGCGGAAAGAAUUAUAUAUAAAGGCCCUUGAGGAUGAAGUCCUCCGCCUGAAAGAGGUCUACUCCAAUGUCAGCCAAGACAAGGAGCGCCUGGCCGAGGAGAAUCGUACACUCAAGGCUGUGAUGCAGCAAAACGGGCUACCAGUUUCGGGCACGAUAGGCAUGAUGGACGACAAUAUCAGCAGUCCAUCUGUGGGCCCCUACAUUGGCAGCAAUAGUUCAGCCUCCAUGACUGGGUCUGGCAGCUACGGUCUCGCCUCGGCAUCUACACAAAAUUCGGCAUACACGCCACCGCCAGGCUCCGCGUUGAGCACGACGACCGCCAUGCAAGGACUGUCGCCGCUGGGUGGGCUCAGCCCGAGCCAGCAAGCUGUGGGCCUUCAUCGACAAUCACCAUCCGCGCAUUUGACUGGACCCCGGCGGAACCCGGGCAUAGAUUAUGAUCAGGCUGGCGUUGACUUCGUUUUAUCUCUUGAGAGGCCCUGCAUGGAUCACAUGCCCUGGCUAUUGGAUCGCUCGAGCGCCAAUGGUGGCACGGAGCCUUGCGGCCAUGCGCUGAUGGCAUCAUGUCCGCCCGAGCCAUUUUCAGACCUGACGCCGGACAUACCGUUUGGCCACAAGCACAGCAACAAUACACCCGGCACUAAUGGUCACUCUCGUCAAACGAGUAACCAGAGAAACCCAUCCAUCAGCCGCAACUUCAGCAGGAAUCACGCCGCCCCUAGCUCCCAGGUUGCUGAAAGGACAGGGAUGGUGGCGCCAAAUUCGGCCGCCAUGGAGGUUGACGGUCCAACUGGGGGUCCGCCGCGGACGUGGGAGCUCAGCAAGUCGGACCUGGCGACGCUUUUGGACCUGAGCCAGAAGCUCAAUCUUGACGGCGAGAUUACGCCUGUCAUGGCAUGGGGCAUGGUGCUGGCGCACCCGCGGCUCGGGGAAAUGAACGAGAAGGAUUUUGUGAAGCUGACCGAGGAGCUAGGAAGUAAGAUCCGAUGUUAUGGGUUUGGCGCCGUUACCGAGGAAUUUGAGGUCCGUGAUGCGCUGGAGGCCAUCUUCUCAACAAAGCCGGAGCAGCCCAUGGGGCUGACCGGCGUUGCGCCCGGGGGAUAUAAUUUGUGA
Messenger RNA from Diaporthe amygdali, 1557 nucleotides. RefSeq lists its product as uncharacterized. The transcript has 4 exons. Gene Ontology annotation, cellular component: RNA polymerase II transcription regulator complex. Bases 1 to 1557 code for a protein of 518 amino acids. The record is from RefSeq and is a predicted model, not a curated record. NCBI's taxonomy places the organism in Eukaryota, Fungi, Ascomycota, Sordariomycetes, Diaporthales, Diaporthaceae. Gene Ontology annotation, molecular function: transcription cis-regulatory region binding; DNA-binding transcription activator activity, RNA polymerase II-specific.